AUGUCCAAUCGACAGGUCACGAGUAAAAAUGGGUUCUCUGAUGAUGUUGUCGAGUUACUGUCGAGCAAGAAACUGGCUUCGAUGAACGCCCAAGAACUUUUUGUCGAACGCCAAUCUCAAGCAGAAAAAUAUGUACUGAAAACCCACCUGUUUGUUCUUGAUGCCUAUCUUCGAGGCGGAAUACCACCAGAUGGCAUCACCGAGAUAGUUGGUGCAUCAGGUGUGGGAAAAAGUCAAAUGUGCUACAUGCUGUCUGUAUUAGCCACUCUUCCAGAGGAUGCUGGCGGUUUGGGCACCAAUUGUUCAGUUCUUUACCUUGUUUCUGAAAACACAUUUGCUCCAACUCGCCUGAUAGAGCUCUGCUCGUCUUUGGCCCCUCAGUAUUUUUGCAACUACGAUCGCAUUGCCCAAGCUCUCAACCGCAUCGUGUGUGUUCAAAUUUCUAAUUCUCAGCAAUUUUUGUCGGCCCUUAAUAACGUCGACGACGAAAUUAUUUCUAAGCGCGUCAAGGUCUUGAUUGUUGAUUCCAUUGCUGCUGUCAUUCAAAAGGAAUUUGACAACUCCAAUCUUUCAAGAAGGCAGCACCUGCUCAAUCACAUCGCCUCUAGACUCAAAAUAAUUGCUGCGAGUUACCACAUACCUAUAGUCGUGACCAAUUUGGUAAUACCUAUCUCUUCCGGGCACAAGCAGAGUAUGAACCAUCGUCAACUCUCAAUUUCCGCGCUAGGGACCGUCUGGUCUCAUUGUGUCAACACACGCAUCGUUCUCGAAUAUUCUACUGCAGCCGACUUCAACAUCUCCGACAACAUCGUACCAGCUCUCAUUCGAAUAAGCACCACCUCUGAAACUCAACUGCCAGAUGAAGAACCUGAAUGCCCCGUCGGCAGCCUUAGAUGUCUGACCAUUGCAAAAUCGCCGGUAUCGCCCGUUGUAUCAUUUCCUUGUGUGAUUACAAAAAGAGGUUUGUGUUUGCUAAAAGUACCGGAACUUAUUCUGAGCGAACGUAGCGUUACCAAUCCCAGCAUCGACGACUUCGUUUUAGAUAUCGACCCCAGCAACUACUGGGAUCAAAUUAUUUCCAUGCCCCCCGACCUUGAAUUGACAAAGAAAGAGAAUUAUUUUUGA
Schistocerca gregaria is the source of this 1125-nucleotide messenger RNA. Its product is annotated as DNA repair protein RAD51 homolog 2-like. Gene Ontology annotation, cellular component: Rad51B-Rad51C-Rad51D-XRCC2 complex. Bases 1 to 1125 code for a protein of 374 amino acids. The record is from RefSeq and is a predicted model, not a curated record. Gene Ontology annotation, biological process: double-strand break repair via homologous recombination. The transcript has 2 exons. Gene Ontology annotation, molecular function: ATP binding; ATP-dependent DNA damage sensor activity; DNA binding. NCBI's taxonomy places the organism in Eukaryota, Metazoa, Arthropoda, Insecta, Orthoptera, Acrididae.